AUGGAUUAUUUCGUUGGAGAAAUAUUUAAAAUCUCUUAUUUUAAAACAGUAUGGAGUACUAUCGCAUCCGUUGGAUGGUAUAUAAUUGGAAUUACAAUCUGCAUUUGGUGGGCAUCUCCGUACAUUUUGGAAAAAUAUGCGAAUUGGAAGUUGAGAAAGAGUGAACAGGAAUAUGCAGCAAAAUAUCAUAAGAAUCCGGAUCUGUUGCGAGAAAGGCUCAUAGGUUUAGAAGCUUCACGACAAAAAAUGCAAGAGGAAUAUUAUCAGAAAUGUAUGUUGGCAGAAGAGGAAAGGACAGAGCAGAAAGGAAAUGCAAAAGGAAUAUCAAAAUUAAUCUUAGACAAUAAUGUCAUAGACGGUAGACCAGGAAAGAAGAACAACGAUUCACCACCUUUUACAGAGAAGAAACACAAAUUUAUAAGGGGGGGAUACAACCCAUUAAUGGGCGACGGUUCUAGAGGAUAUCGACCCCCUAAGCGUACUUGUUGCGGAAAGGGUGGUUGCGGGUAA
Messenger RNA from Bombus impatiens (common eastern bumble bee), 510 nucleotides. RefSeq lists its product as uncharacterized. Lineage: Eukaryota; Metazoa; Arthropoda; Insecta; Hymenoptera; Apidae. Bases 1 to 510 code for a protein of 169 amino acids. The transcript is spliced from 5 exons. The record is from RefSeq and is a predicted model, not a curated record.